Molecule: messenger RNA, 945 nt
Organism: Linum tenue
Lineage: Eukaryota; Viridiplantae; Streptophyta; Magnoliopsida; Malpighiales; Linaceae
Source: the annotation of a GenBank genome assembly
AUGGAGGAGGUUCACUUACCCAACUUCCCAUCCACUGCUAAGACCAUCUACAACUGUGCACUUUCUUCUCCUCCUACUCGUGGUAGUGUUAAUAAUUGUCUGCUGAUGUGUAUCGAAUAUUGUGACCAAAAGAAGCAGAGUGUUUUCCACUUCUGUCAGCCGAGGGAUAAAGAUUGGACCACACAACUAGUGGAGCCGCAACAAGGUCAAUGCUGGGACGACGAGAAUGCCCAUCUCUUCCGUUUCCACCACAUUGUCAGCUUCAAUGGCGAGUUAUAUGUUGUUUCAAUGUGCUGUCACAGCCUCUUCAGGGUUAAGUUGAUGAUUGACAAACAUAGUAUUAAUGAUGUCUCAAUCAAGUUACUUGAUCUCAAGUUAAGGAGACCGGACCGGCCUUGGGCGCACUUCAUUAGGACCACUAUGUUGAGAGCUUGCUUCCUCGUUCAGGCCUCACCUACUGAACUAAUGGGUGUUGAGCUACACUACGGUGACAACAGAGGCACUGACUUAAGCAUUGAGACUCGUGUCGAGGGCUUGAAGAUUGCUGUCAAGAAAAUUGAGCUGUAUAAGGUCAACUUCCAGGACCAAAGGUGGGAACACGUGGAGACUUUGCCCGAGGACACUGCAAUCUUCUUAGGCUCCCAUAGCGAUACAGCAGUCUUUUAUAAAAUUCCAAGAAGACCAGACUUGGAUGUGGGAGGACUUGUUCGUGGGAACACGGUGUACUUCAUGCCAACAAGAGACGGGUAUCUUUAUGCGUAUGAUGUUGGAGAGAGAAGUAUUAGUGUCUCGUUACCAUGUCCUAAUGCUAACAGACAUGAUUAUACUGAACCGGUUUGGAUCAUGCCCCUAGGUUGCUCGUCUUCAACCGUUGGUCCUGAACGGGAAAUAGUAGCAGCCUUUAGAGAUGAUAGGGGAGACCAUGAAUACGAAAAUCUUGCCUGA